Messenger RNA from Emiliania huxleyi CCMP1516, 1569 nucleotides. RefSeq lists its product as hypothetical. The record is from RefSeq and is a predicted model, not a curated record. The coding region runs from base 1 to 1569 and encodes 522 amino acids. The transcript has 2 exons. Lineage: Eukaryota; Haptophyta; Isochrysidales; Noelaerhabdaceae.
AUGGCCGACCCGCUCGCCGUCUACGGCCGAGUCUGGGCCCUCUCCAACCUCGCGCUGCACGUCACCUUUCACGGCGGCUCCCUGGCCGGGCUCUUGCAGUCGGGCUGGGCGCAGCGGGCCUUUACCGUCCUUGCAGCAGCCUCUGCUGUCGCGCCAAGCAACGGACGCCUCCUCGUCGCCGCUCACGCCGCCUCCAUCUGGCAGUUCUCGCAGAUGCUUCCCGCCGUCUUCGACGCUGACUGCUGGGCGGUGCACCACGACGCAGCCUUCCUCUUGUCCGCGGCAGCCGUGGCGGUCGGCAGCCCGAGGCUCCUGCUGCAGGCGUGGACAGGAGAGGAGCGCGCGGCGGUGUUUGCGGGCCUGUCCCAGUGCCUGCGCGUCCAGGCGGCGCUGUGGUACGGAGGCGUCCUCCUGCACUGGCUCAUCGGCAUCACUCCGCCCCCACACAACAUCGCCUCGUACGGCACGCGCUGCGUCAGCCGCUACGUCGCGCUGCUCCCGCACGAGUCCGUCGCCGUGCACGCGCGUCUUGCCAGCCUGCUGCGCGGCAGCGCGUCCACCUCCACCGCCGCAGCCGCCGCCGCCGCCGCCGCAGUUUUCGCGGCGCACGUCCACGUCGCCUACCUCUUCGGCAAUGGCUCGGACCACAACUUUGGCUCGGACCACAACUUUGGCGGCGCGACGAGCGCCCUCGCCAAGCUUGCGCCGGAGGCGUCGGGCGGCGCCGACUGGCACUUGCCGCAUCUCGCCGCGCUCUCCCUCUUCUUCAGCGCCGCCGCCGCCCUGCCCGGCAUGAUCGCCCCUCCGCCGCCUCGCGCCGCCGCCCCUGCCGCGGCGCCGUGGCUACGCCGGCUGGUCCUCGCCGAGGGCUUUCUCUUCGUGUUUGGGCUCCCCCUCCUCGGGCUCGCCGACGACUUCCCGCCCAAGCCCUUCUCCAACCUGCGCGUGCACGGGGGCAGCAACCACCUCGUGGUGCCGACCGACCUGCUAGGCCGCCUACUGCCGACCGUCCCGUCGGACGUCGUCCUCGUCGAGCGGUGCAGCUCGGCGUGGAUCAACGCCCUCCUACCUUGCGAGCUCACCCACCACCUUACGCCCAGCGCGCGCGAGCUCCUCCGGCGCGUGGGCCAUUCGGGGCGUGUGAUUGGGCCUGCCUUCGGACGAAACGUCAGCCCGCUGUUGACCAUGCGCAACGGCGAGGGAGGCCCUUUUCUGAGGUACACGCUGCCAACCUUCGAGCUGCGCCGCGUGCUCGCCGAGGCGCGCGCGCGCGGAGAGGCGUUCCGCAUCGACUACCGCCGCCUGCCCCGGGGCUACAGCGCGGACGCGGCGGGGCGGCAGGCCCUCGUCGCCACGCUGCCGCUCACGACGCUCGUCGAGCGAGGCGGAACCUCCCCUCCCAGCUGCACCGUGCGGCGCGGUAACUGGUUCUCGGCCCGGUGCACGCCCGACGAGCCGGCGCUGCAGCCGCCACCACAGGCGUGGGCGCAGAGGCUGCUCAUGUUUUGGCCGAAUGUGUGGCUGGACGAGCAGACGGACGCGCACAGCGGCUACUGCUUUUACGAGUAG